Messenger RNA from Oikopleura dioica, 333 nucleotides. NCBI's taxonomy places the organism in Eukaryota, Metazoa, Chordata, Appendicularia, Copelata, Oikopleuridae. The record is from the annotation of a GenBank genome assembly.
AUGACAUUCAACAUUUUGAAAAUCGCUUCAAUCCUUCCUUUGGUCUCUUCUAUGCCGGCCCUCGAGAAUUCCCCUCUUCCGACGACUCUUCAGCUUUCAAUCGUUUUCGGACUUGUUGUGGUUGGAAUACUCUUCCUUGUGAAAUCCGUCACUUGCUGUAUUACGCCAAAAUCACCACCGAAACAGCGACUCAAUUCCCUUCAAUCAUCGUUGGACGACCAUAUUCUCAUCGGAUCGAUCAUCAAGAAAGAAAAGCAAGUUACAGAAUCUUCUACACGCCUCCUUCCAGAUGCAUCAUUUAUUUACAAUCCUUCUGUUGAAUACGUCGUGUAA